Messenger RNA from Pistacia vera, 1129 nucleotides. RefSeq names its product cytokinin riboside 5'-monophosphate phosphoribohydrolase LOG7-like. Gene Ontology annotation, cellular component: nucleus; cytosol. NCBI's taxonomy places the organism in Eukaryota, Viridiplantae, Streptophyta, Magnoliopsida, Sapindales, Anacardiaceae. The record is from RefSeq and is a predicted model, not a curated record. Gene Ontology annotation, biological process: cytokinin biosynthetic process. Gene Ontology annotation, molecular function: hydrolase activity, hydrolyzing N-glycosyl compounds. Bases 120 to 701 code for a protein of 193 amino acids. The transcript is spliced from 7 exons.
AUUCCCUUACUUUCGGGUUUUCAAGAGAUUAUUGCUAUGCUGAGCUGACCUCUCAAACUUUUAACACUUCAUAAUUCUCCUUAAAACACAAAUUCCAUUUCUCUUCAAUCUUUCCUCUUAUGGAAAAUCUCCACCAACAACGCCUGCCUUCCAUGAAAUCAAGAUUCAAACGUGUUUGUGUUUUCUGUGGUAGCAGCCCUGGCAAGAGUCCUAUCUACCAGUUUGCUGCUAUUCAGCUCGGCAAACAACUGGUUGAAAGGAACAUUGACUUGGUUUACGGAGGAGGAAGCAUUGGGUUGAUGGGGCUUGUCUCUCAAGCUGUAUAUGAUGGUGGUCGCCACGUGUUGGGAGUAAUUCCCAAAACUCUUAUGCCAAGAGAGAUAACUGGAGAGACUGUCGGAGAAGUAAGAGCUGUAUCAGGCAUGCACCAACGCAAAGCUGAAAUGGCACGUCAGGCUGAUGCCUUCAUUGCCUUGCCAGGUGGCUAUGGAACUCUGGAAGAACUCUUGGAAGUUAUCACUUGGGCUCAGCUGGGAAUCCAUGACAAACCUGUGGGGUUACUGAACGUUGAUGGAUAUUACAAUUCACUCUUAUCAUUCAUAGACAAAGCCGUUGAUGAAGGUUUCAUAGCACCAGCGGCCAGACAUAUUAUUGUUUCUGCACCAACAGCUCAAGAGCUCAUGUGCAAGCUAGAGUUUUGAGCAGGAAUAUGUCCCCAAGCACUCUGGGGUGGCAUCCAAAUUAAGCUGGGAGAUGGAGCAACAACUGGGUUACACAACAAAGUCAGAUAUCGCUCGUUGACUUGAACAUCAAAAUUGUAUAAACAAAUCAUGGAAGAUUAACGACUUUAGAUUUUAGCAAAUAUUUAUACAACUACUCACAAUCUUGUAGAUGCGAUGCGAGCUCCACAGACAAAAGUCUUAAGUACCACCACAGUGUUUUUAAUUGUAGCUGUGGAUCACGCUGUGAAUUCUUUUUUCUUUCUUUUUUAAUUAUAAAUAUAUAUAUAUAUAUAUAUUUUGUUUACUUUGUCAAUUAGAAUCUUGCUUGAGUGUAAACAAAGGCCAGCAGCAGUGAAUUGUAUCAAUAGUAUUCCCAUGUCGGUAAUUACUAAUUUCAGAAUUAUUAU